CAGCUGAUUUUGUAAAACCCAUUGAACGAAUCAAAUAUAAAAACAAUAAUGCCGGAAGAAGUAUCAGAGCCCCAAACCAAAUUAAAGAAAAUUGCAGAUGACGAAAGCCAUGCGCAAGAGGAAAAUGAGUCGAGAAGUGAAACCAAAUUACGGGGACCUGGCGAAACACCACCAACUCCAUUAAGCAAAAACCAACUGAAAAAGCAGAAACGAUUGGAAAAAUAUGAGCAGUUAAAAAAAGUACGUCGGCUGAAAGAGCGUGAAAGACAAAAACAAAAGCGACUUGAGGCACAGGCUCAAGGACUAACAAUACGUUCCGGACCUUCACGAAAAGAGUUAAAGAAGCGACAACUCCAGUCGGGGACGCUUAGUGUAGCAAUCGAUUUGGACUACGAUGACUUGAUGCACGAUCGCGACGUGGCGAAAUGUAUCAAACAGUGCCUGCGUAUUUAUACAAUAAAUCGUCGUUCCAAAUGCCCUGGUCAGCUGCACGUAACUGGCAUCAAAACAGACGGUCGAAUUCACACCAGCCUUAAACGAAAUGAUGGCUGGGAGAACUGGCAUUUGAAAUACCAUUUCGACAAAACACACCAAGAUAUUUUUCCAAAGGACAACAUAGUGUACCUCACUUGUGAAUCGGAUACAGUGUUAGAUCGUAUUGAAGCGGAAGCUGUAUAUGUGAUUGGAGGUCUGGUUGAUCAUAAUCAUCAUAAAGGUUUGUGUCAUAAAAGAGCGACGGAAAUGGGGCUGCGUACAGCGCGACUGCCAUUGAGCGAACACGUGAAUAUGAAAACACGUGCGGUGUUGAGCACAUUUCACGUUUUUGAAAUACUGUUGCGUGUUGCUGAAGGCAAGCCAUGGACUGAAGCUAUAAUGGAAACAUUACCUGAGCGAAAAGGUGCUAAGCCUAGAGCAAGUCUAGAGGUUCCAGCUGUUAAAGAAGUGAAUGGGAAUAAAGAGGAAAAUAAUAAAGAGUUUAUUGAUUCCAAAAACGAUGAGGAAUAACAACAUUGCAUCAGAAUAAUAACUAAAAUAAAUGUUAAUUUUGUAAAUUAAUUCUACAUCUG
Molecule: messenger RNA, 1067 nt
Organism: Anastrepha obliqua
Lineage: Eukaryota; Metazoa; Arthropoda; Insecta; Diptera; Tephritidae
Product: tRNA methyltransferase 10 homolog A
Exons: 2
Coding region: 49-1005 (318 amino acids)
Biological process (GO): tRNA N1-guanine methylation
Cellular component (GO): nucleus; nucleoplasm
Molecular function (GO): tRNA binding
Source: RefSeq, a predicted model, not a curated record